UAUCAUUCGCUAUCAGCACCUCAACAAGUAAACUUACAAGAAUGGAAGGUCCUCUGUCGUUUCUCCAAGUGGAUCCUGCCUGCCUCUUUCUCCUUGUUCUGGGAAUUUCACUGGUGGAUUUCAUCAUCAACAAGUGGUCCUGUCCAAAGGGAGGCUUAUCCUGCCGCCCGUCGAGAUCUGCUCUUCCUGCCAAGAAGAACACAAACUGCGAGAAUGAAACUCCUUUGGUCAGAAAUCGAGGUUUGCGACAUCGCGCUAAACUUCUGGCUAGCGUCAAACGGCGGCUCGAUUAUCAGUUUUAAGGAACCCAUGUUGUAGAAAUAAGCAUUAAACUAUAUCAAAUAUGACAAUUAAAAUAAAUGUAUACACGUAUAAACCUUAA
This is a messenger RNA of Drosophila erecta, 382 nucleotides long. RefSeq lists its product as uncharacterized. NCBI's taxonomy places the organism in Eukaryota, Metazoa, Arthropoda, Insecta, Diptera, Drosophilidae. The record is from RefSeq and is a predicted model, not a curated record. The transcript has a single exon. The coding region runs from base 42 to 302 and encodes 86 amino acids.